AUAAUUAAGGAAUCUAAAUCUUUCGUGACUUUUUUUACCUAAAAAUUUCUAGAACUUUUCAUUCCAUUUAUUUGUAGGACUCUUCCUUUUAAUUCUCCUUUCAUUUUUUUUUUUAAGUUUUUAAAAAUAUAUAUUAUUAGUAUUUAUUUAUAACUAUAAUUUAAGAAAAUAGUAAAAAAAACCACUUUAUCUACUGAAAAUUAUUUUAAUGAAGAGAAAAAACUUCAUAUUUUUAAUAUAUUAUAGAUAUAGAUUAUACAUUAUAGAUAUAAAUUUUAUUAAUUAUGCAGUAAAAGAAUAUAAUAUAAAUUAAUUUUUUUAAUUAAAGUAUUAUUAUUUUUAUACUUAGGGGUCGUUUGGUUUGAGGUAUAAAAAAUUGAAGGAAUAAGUUAUCUCGAGAGAAAAUCGAAGAUCACUUAAUUCCUUAUUUGGUUGGAGGGAUUAAUCCAACCCGGGAUAAUUUAUUCCAUUAUUUUUUCCUUAGUGAUAGAAUAACUUAUCCUAUAUACAUGAUGGGAUAAAUUAUCUCGAAUAAUUUUAAAAUAUCUAAUCCCAAUAUUAGUUAUUCCAAGAUAACAAAUUCCCAACCAAACGAUGCCUUAGAGUUAGCACGGCUACAAAUAACUAGUACUCUGGUAUUUAAUAUAUAGUACUAUAACAAAUACUCUAUCAAAUCAAAUGUAGAUUGUUUUUCCUCCUGUUUUAAGUUGAUUCUUCCAUUGGGUUUGGCUUGUACACCCGUACUCCCAAUCACCUAUUGAGCGUACUGUGUACCAUUGUUUUUGUGUUCAGUAACAAUGGCGGGGACACUCCAAAUUCUAUUCCUCAAUCCUCCGGCCAUCGGAUAUUCACUUUCUCGCUGCCGGCGUCCGACGACCCACUUCCCAUUUUCUGGCAUCAGGUCGCAUCUUGUUUCGAAACUCAGUUCAUCCGUUAGGGCCUCGUUACAACAUUCAAAUAAGGGAAAUGGUCGUGGAGACCAUCUUCCACAGGCUACUGCAAAAGACUUUGAUUGGGUAAAACCACUUUCGGGUUUUGUAUCUAACAAUUUUUUGCCUUUAGCUUUAAUUGGUGGAGUAGCAUUAGGGCUUGCUAAUCCUACACUUGGUUGCCUGGCUGAUAGAUAUUAUCUAUCCAAAGUUAGCACCUUUGGCAUAUUUAUAAUCUCAGGGCUCACAUUGCGUAGUGAUGAAGUAGGUGCUGCCGCUGAAGCUUGGCCUGUUGGGCUUUUUGGUCUUGUUUCCAUUUUGUUCUUCACUCCUUUUUUUUCCAAGAUUAUUUUGCUGCUAAAGCUUCAACCUCAAGAAUUUGUCACAGGGUUGGCCAUAUUUAGCUGCAUGCCCACAACACUAUCUAGUGGAGUAGCACUAACUCGGUUUGACUGCAGGUUUCACUUAAACACAGUUAGCAGGAGGAAACUCUGCUCUUGCGCUUGCAAUGACUUUAAUGUCAAACCUUCUAGGAAUUCUGAUUGUACCUUUUUCGAUCUCCAAGCUCAUAGCUGCUGGGGUUGGUGUGUGUGUUCCAGCUGGGCAGUUGUUCAGAAGCCUUGUUCUCACACUUCUAGUUCCUCUUAUCAUAGGGAAGGCGUGGCUGAGUUUUCUGAUCGAAAUCGUAAGCUUUUAUCAAUGAUGAGUUCUCUCCUCCUCAGUUUAGCCCCUUUUAUACAAGUGAGCAGAUCUAGGUCGCUGCUUUUAUUGGUUAAACCAGCAGUUUUUCUUCUUGCUGUUGUGUUAGGAGUGCUUCUACAUCUCAUCCUCUUUGCUUUUAAUGCUCUGGCAAUACCAUUACUCUCCACUAUUUUAGGGGGUAGUGAAUCAUCUUUUUCGAAGAAGCAAAACAUUAGUGCUCUUUUACUAGUUGCAAGCCAGAAAACUCUGCCUGUAAUGGUAGCAGUAGUGGAACAGCUUGGUGGUGCUCUUGGUGAAUCUGGUUUACUGGUUCUUCCAUGUAUAGCAGCACAUUUGAACCAGAUCAUCUUGGACUCUUUUUUGGUGAGCCUUUGGUUUCAAAAAGAGAAUGAUUUGAAGACUGCUUAAAAUCAUCUAGAGUUCCUUUAUGGUGUGUGCUGCACAUUGAAAUGUUCUGCUUCCCGGAAGGGAUAAUUCACAUUGUCAGUCGAGGAUUAUUGCCUCGUUUCCAGUUUGUGUAGAUGAACUUCUUUAACAAUUUUUUUUAUUGAUACGUUGGCUCAGUUUUGAGAAUACCAUCAUCCGAAUAUCAUAGCUUUUCUUCUUGAAGAACAAUAAUAAUGCACAUGCAAAUCCUUAAGACGGUGUAUAAAUGCCAACACAACUACAUUGUUCUAUAUCUUUCUACUUUCACUUGUCAUUUGUCCCUAAUCUCUAA
Capsicum annuum is the source of this 2349-nucleotide messenger RNA. Its product is annotated as probable sodium/metabolite cotransporter BASS4, chloroplastic. Bases 798 to 2039 code for a protein of 413 amino acids. The transcript is spliced from 13 exons. The record is from RefSeq and is a predicted model, not a curated record. NCBI's taxonomy places the organism in Eukaryota, Viridiplantae, Streptophyta, Magnoliopsida, Solanales, Solanaceae. Gene Ontology annotation, cellular component: chloroplast envelope.